This is a messenger RNA of Exophiala aquamarina CBS 119918, 3021 nucleotides long. RefSeq lists its product as uncharacterized. The record is from RefSeq and is a predicted model, not a curated record. NCBI's taxonomy places the organism in Eukaryota, Fungi, Ascomycota, Eurotiomycetes, Chaetothyriales, Herpotrichiellaceae. Gene Ontology annotation, biological process: transmembrane transport. Bases 1 to 3021 code for a protein of 1006 amino acids. The transcript has a single exon. Gene Ontology annotation, molecular function: transmembrane transporter activity.
AUGGUUCAGGAUAGAGGACCAGUGACUUCUGCGGUCACGAUUGUUAUGAUCGUGAUUGCAACGCUUUUCGUCGCUGGUCGCUUCUUCACGAGGAUCUAUCUGGUACGCUCAAUCAAGCAAGACGACUGGUGGAUGUUAGCGGCAUGGGUGUUCGCUGUGGGAUUCUCAGCCUCGAUAUGUAGUGCAGUGCAUUAUGGCCUCGGACGACACAAGGUGGAUAUACCGGACAGUUCUUUUUCGUCUCUCAGGAAAUCCGAAUAUGCCUUCUCCAUUUUAUACAACCCAGCACUGAUGCUCACCAAGACUUCCAUCAUUGUCUUCUUCCUGUCGGUCAUGAGCAAGGAUGUUGACCCCGUCUUCAAAUGGUGCAAUUGGUUAACCCUUGCUGUCGUCAACGUCUUCGGACUGGCCCUCACCUUUCUCAGUAUCUUUCAGUGCCGACCCGUUGCGGCUGGGUACCUCUAUCCCUCGCCGCCGACCGCCAAGUGCACCGAUAUCGUCACCCUCUAUCUCUCCUCAGCACCAGUCAAUAUCAUCACCGACGUCGCUCUGCUGUUCCUACCGAUGCCGAUCCUGACGGGAAUGAGGUUGCCUCGAAAACAAAAAAUCAUCUUGGUUGUUACCUUCAGCUUCGGUGCAUUCGUGGCAGUCGUGGAUGUCAUCCGAAUUGCGUACCUGCAAAAUGCAACCUUAAGUCGAUUGACAGCCGCCCAUGACGGUAGCCAAUCUAAUGGGCGAACAGAUGAAAACAACGAUUUCUCCUGGUACGCAAGUCUGAGCUUCAUGUGGUCGGCUGUUGAAGUCAGUCUUGGAAUCAUCUGUGCUUGCGUCCCCAGCUUGAAACCUCUGUUUCUGCGAUUUAUGCCACGGUUCAUCAAGGACGACGACACAUCCAACACUAGCAUUGAUGUUGGACGGCCAGAAGAUGCUCCAAUUAAGCAUCUGCCCAAGGGCGAUAUCUCUAUGCUGAAUAACCCGGCUGCAUUCCGAAAGCCGAGGGUGAAAGAAUAUUCCGGAGAAGACCAUGGGGAUCAGAUGGGGUUCUUGAACAUGUUAGCAGGGCCACCGGGCGACGCUGAAGGAACCACUACCGCUAUACAGAGAAUGGGCGCUCGGCUGACCCGCAGAAGCACGAACAAGAGCACUACUUCCGAAUUUGGCUUCGUCAACAUGUCCGGCAAUCGGAACAUGCUCAAGCUCUCGAACCGGCAAAGUCUAUGGCCGAUUGCGGUGGUCACUGUGAUCUUCUUUCUCUGGGGAUUUGCAUACGGACUACUGGACACACUGAACGGCAGAUUUCAAGAAGUGGUAGGGCUGGACAAGCAGCAGAGCUUGGGUCUCCACGCUGCAUAUUAUGGGGGCUAUUUGGUUGGACCAUUGACCUUGGGUCGAUUCAUCUUGAAAAGAUACGGGUUCAAAGCAACCAUGAUGGUCGGGCUCUGCGUCUACGGUUGUGGAACGCUGGUCUUCUGGCCCUCGGCAGUUUUGACUUCGUAUACAGCAUUCAUCAUCUCGAACUUCAUUGUUGCCUCGGGGCUAUCAUGCCUGGAGAUCGCAGCCAAUCCUUACAUUGCCUUAUGCGGGCCAUUGGAGUAUGCAGAAGUGCGAUUGAAUCUUUCGCAGGCAUUCCAAGCCAUAGGCACGAUCUGCUCGCCGCUCCUGGCGGCCAAAGUAUUGUUUAAGAACGUGUCGAACGCGAACACCCCCGCCCUCAUCGACGUGCAGUGGACCUACCUGGGUAUCGCCAUGUUCGUCUUCCUCCUGGCCAUUAUCUUCUACUAUAUCCCACUUCCCGAGGCGACGGACGAACAGCUGGAGGAGCUCGCGGACCGGAGGAGCUCGGUGAACAACGCCAAGCUCGGCCCCUGGAAGGUGAUAUUUGUAACUCUCGCACUUGGUGUCUUCAGCCAAUGGGUAUACGUGGGACUACAGGAGUGCGUCGGCAACAACUUGCAGCCGUUGAUCCGGCUGAUCCAGCCUGGACAACCCCUUGCACCAUUUGAUUUCCAGAGCGUUGCACACACCGUAUUUGCUGCUGGUCGCUUCCUGACCGCGUUUCUGAACUACUUGUUCAAACCGCGAUUGAUUUUACUAUUCCUGUACGCAGGCUUGAUAGCUUGCUUGGCAUUGACGAUGAGCCUGGAGGGCUCCGCCGGUGCCGCAAUCGCACAACUCACCUUCGGAUUCGAAGCGGGCAUCUUCUCGAUCAUCUUCGCGAUUUCGAUGCGUGGGCUCGGCGCACACACAAAGACCGGCUCGGCGCUGAUGACGGCCGCCAUCUCCGGCGGUGCUGUCUUCCCUCCGAUCCAGUGGGGUGUCAGCAACCACAAAGGACUGAAAUACUCGUACUGUGUCCCUCUCGCAGCGGCAGUCUUCGGCAUGCUAUUCCCGCUAUACCUGAACAUCUUCCCGGCGGCGCGCCUGCAAGUAGACCCGAUCCAUGAACGGCGCGUCAACCGAGGCGCCCGAAGAGUAAUGCGGCAGGAAAGCGCCAGCUCGAUGCAAGACGGCAGCGCGACGCAGUUCGGGCUGGCGGGGAUCAUCGCACGCCGGCGCAAAGCCAAGCUCCACGAGCUGCACAGGCAGCAGGAAGGGUCGGUGGAACAUGUCGAACGGCAAAGCGUUGCGACACCUACGUCGAUGCUCGAUUCGAACGACGUUCUCAGUGAACAGGGCCAGGCGCUUGAGGAGCCGAAGCCUCUACAGCUGAAGCAGUCCAAGGGCUACGUCGGUGCGCUCGCCGCCUGGCCUGAGCUCCAACACCAAGAGCAGCAAUCCUCGGUAGCGAGCAGCAGUAGCAGCAGUGGAGGUGGCAACGGCAACGGCAACGGCAACGGUAGCGGUAAUCGAGACAGCAGUCACAGUGGUUCUAAUCGUCAGGUCGCAGGAAACGCCAACGCGUCGGAGAAGGAUGACCUGGAUAUGAUGAUUACGCGGCAUCGACCUGUAUGGGAGCAGGAGAAUGGCGAAGAUGGAGACGACGGCUGGGACGACUACCAUGCCAUGAUGCGGAAGAUAUGA